Mesorhabditis belari is the source of this 240-nucleotide messenger RNA. Lineage: Eukaryota; Metazoa; Nematoda; Chromadorea; Rhabditida; Rhabditidae. The record is from the annotation of a GenBank genome assembly.
AUGAAAUUGUUUGCCUCUCUUAUUGCCUGUUUAAUCGCUUUCGUUAGCGCGGCACCUCAAUGGGGCAACAUGGGAAUGAUGGGACGAGGCAAUAUGGGAAUGGGAAUGAAUGGAUUCAACCGCGGCUGGGGAGGACAACCGAGCAGAACGGUGAUCAUUCAGAAGGAGAUCAUCCGACAACCGGGAUUCGGUGGUGGUUUCAACGGAAUGGGACGAGGAGGAUUCGGAUGGGGAAGAAAA